Linum tenue is the source of this 5540-nucleotide messenger RNA. The record is from the annotation of a GenBank genome assembly. NCBI's taxonomy places the organism in Eukaryota, Viridiplantae, Streptophyta, Magnoliopsida, Malpighiales, Linaceae.
UCCGGCCUCUCCGAGCUUGGGCUAGGGCAUUUUUACGAAGGUCCAUCUGCCGAACUUGUUUCCGCGCCUGUUUGUGCUUUGGUAAGCCUUACAAUUUUUACAAUUUUUUUGGCUCUGUAGUUUUCCUUUUCUGGUUGCCGUUUGUUUCCUCGGAAAACCGAAGCGAGGCGAGCAAGCUCUCUUUGCCUACUCUUUCCUCCUCCUGCCUGCAAACCUUUGUUGAGCGAAUCCGGUACUUCACUCUUCUCUCUCCCUAUCCCUACCCCGGCAUCAAGCUGUGAAGAACGCUGCUCCCCGCCGGCCUCUUAGGUUAGGGGGCGAGUUGAAGUUGGAGCAAGUCUGUAUUUUCAGGACGAAUUUAGUCAGGGCAACUCGGGUAGUGGUGUUUGAGCUUUGUUUAGUCGAGCAGUGAUGGAGGAGCAGUCAGUAACCCCUUCCGGGAAGCGGAAGGCACCUGAGGAAAGCGAAGUUGCGGAUACCCCUCGGCAGGGUUCCGCUCAGAAGCGUCAAAGUGUGACUCGAAGUUGCGUGCAUGAGGUUGCAGUGCCUAGUGAUUAUACUUUGCCUAAAGAUGGAAUUACUCACGGAACUCUGUCGAAUCCAGUUUACAACGGUGAGAUGGCCAAAACCUACGAGUUUGUGCUCGAUCCGUUUCAGAAGGUAUCGGUUGCCUGUUUGGAGAGAAAGGAGUCUGUACUCGUCUCUGCGCAUACUUCUGCUGGGAAGACAGCAGUGGCUGAGUAUGCUAUUGCAAUGGCAUUUAGAGAUAAGCAGAGGGUUAUAUAUACUUCCCCGCUAAAAGCUUUGAGCAACCAAAAGUAUAGGGAGCUGCAGCAUGAGUUUGAAGAUGUUGGUUUGAUGACCGGUGAUGUGACGCUCUCACCCAAUGCUAGUGUUUUGGUGAUGACAACGGAGAUUCUUAGGGGAAUGCUUUACCGGGGAUCACAGAUUUUGAAGGAAGUUGCAUGGGUUAUCUUUGAUGAAAUCCAUUACAUGAAAGAUCGUGAGAGAGGGGUUGUUUGGGAGGAGAGUAUCAUCUUUUUGCCACCAGAGAUUAAAAUGGUUUUCCUUUCUGCCACAAUGUCGAAUGCUACAGAGUUCGCAGAGUGGAUUUGCCGUGUGCACAAGCAGCCUUGUCAUGUGGUGUACACUGAUUUUCGGCCAACUCCUUUGCAGCAUUACGUCUUCCCUGUUGGUGGAUCUGGCCUAUACCUUGUUGUGGAUGAGAAUGAACAGUUCAGAGAGGAGAAUUUUAUGAAGCUGCAGAAUUCCUUCUCAAAACAGAAAACUGGUGAUGGGAACAAGAGUGCUAAUGGUAAAGCAGGCGGUAGGAUAGCAAAACCUGGCAAUGCUUCUGGAGGUUCAGACAUAUACAAAAUUGUAAAGAUGAUUAUGGAGCGGAAGUUUCAACCUGUUAUCGUUUUUAGCUUUAGUCGAAGAGAGUGUGAACAACAUGCAAUGUCCAUGUCUAAGUUGGACUUUAAUACACCGGAGGAGAAGGAAAUGGUGGACCAAGUCUUCAAUAAUGCAAUACAAUGCCUGAACGAAGAAGAUAGAAGUUUACCUGCCAUUGAAUUGAUGUUGCCACUACUUCAGCGAGGUAUCGCUGUACAUCAUUCUGGCCUGCUUCCUGUCAUUAAGGAAUUGGUUGAGCUUCUUUUCCAAGAAGGCCUUGUGAAGGCAUUAUUUGCUACAGAAACAUUUGCAAUGGGUUUAAACAUGCCUGCCAAGACCGUUGUUUUUACUGCUGUUAAGAAGUUUGAUGGUGAUAGUCAUCGUCACAUAGGAUCUGGUGAAUAUAUCCAGAUGAGUGGAAGAGCUGGACGGCGUGGCAAAGAUGACCGGGGUAUUUGUAUCAUAAUGAUUGACGAACAGAUGGAGAUGGAGACUCUCAAGGACAUGGUUCUGGGUAAACCAGCUCCUCUAGUUAGUACUUUUAGGCUGAGUUAUUAUUCCAUUUUAAACUUAAUGAGCCGUGCGGAAGGCCAGUUCACUGCCGAGCAUGUGAUUAGGAAUUCAUUCCACCAAUUUCAAUAUGAAAAGGCUUUACCUGAUAUCGGCAACAAGGUUUCAAAACUUGAACAAGAAGCUGCUAACUUGGCUUCAUCCGGAGAUGGCAAAGUUGCUGAAUAUCAUAAGCUGAAGCUAGAGAUCGUGCAACUUGAGAAAAAGAUGAUGACUGAAAUCACAAGGCCUGAAAGAGUACUUUAUUAUUUAUGCCCUGGCAGACUGGUACGUUCUGGACAUAAGCAUAGAACUGGUGUCAGAAUCAGAGAAGGUGGAACUGACUGGGGCUGGGGGGUUGUAGUAAAUGUUGUGAAGAAACCCUCUUCAGGGAUGGGUGCACUACCCUCUCGUGGUAGUGGCUACAUAGUGGAUACUUUACUUCACUGCACACCUGGAUCAAGUGAGGGUGGCUCAAGGCCCAAACCUUGUCCUCCUCGGCCUGGAGAGAAGGGAGAGAUGCAUGUGGUCCCUGUUGAGCUGCCCCUGGUUUCUGCUCUCAGUAAAGUGAGAAUUACCAUUCCGUCUGAUCUCCGACCAUUGGAAGCAAGGCAAAGUAUACUUAUAGCACUCGAAGAACUAGGAUCUCGAUUUCCUGAAGGUCUUCCAAAACUUAAUCCAGUAAAGGAUAUGAAAAUUGAAGAUCCCGAAAUUGUUGAUUUGGUCAAGCAAAUAGAAGAACUGGAAAGGAAGUUACAUGCACAUCCUAUGCAUAAGUCGCAAGAUGUGAAUCAGAUUAAAAGUUUCCAAAGGAAGGCUGAGGUGGAUCAUGAGAUUCAACAACUCAAGUUAAAAAUGCGAGACUCACAGCUGCAAAAAUUUCGUGAUGAACUCAAGAACCGUUCACGAGUCUUGAAAAGACUUGGUCAUAUAGACGGUGACAGUGUCGUACAGCUAAAGGGUCGAGCAGCCUGUUUGAUAGACACAGGAGAUGAACUUCUUGUAACUGAACUGAUGUUUAACGGUACCUUCAAUGACCUUGAUCAUCACCAAGUUGCAGCUCUAGCAAGUUGUUUCAUUCCAGUGGACAAAUCAAACGAGCAAAUACACUUGAGAACCGAGCUUGCUAAACCAUUACAGCAGCUCCAAGAAAGCGCAAGAAAAAUAGCCGAGAUACAAUAUGAGUGCAAAUUGGAAAUAAAUGUUGAAGAGUACGUUGAGUCAACUGUGCGGCCAUUCUUGAUGGACGUGAUUUACUGUUGGUCGAAGGGUGCUAGUUUUGCAGAAGUUAUACAGAUGACUGAUAUCUUCGAGGGCAGUAUCAUUAGGAGCGCCAGGCGAUUGGACGAAUUCUUGAACCAGUUACGUGCAGCUGCUCAGGCCGUGGGAGAAACCAGCUUGGAGGAGAAAUUCGAAGCAGCUUGUAAAAGCCUUCAACGCGGGAUCAUGUUUGCGAACUCUCUGUAUCUGUAAGCCGCUAAUCGUUGUUUUGCAGGCGACACACUUUACUCGACAAAGAUCGAAAGGGAAAGCAACAUAGGGAUUUCCAUGUGAAGUUUACUACCAUUCUCUGUAUGUUGUAAGUACUUGGGACACUUUUACUGGGACGAGAAAAAAAAAAACAAACAAGAAACUAGAAAGCAUAAAGCAACGACUCUUGAUCCAAAUCUGUUCAAGGUUUCCUUCUCCAGACGACACAUUCAAACCUCGAUCGGAUCGAAAACAACCGUCGAAUGUUUGGCAAUGUGCAGACUGAACUGCCCUCCUUUCUCAGUCACAUCAAUCUUCUCUACUCCCGGCGGAGCCUUCAUCUCGAACUCACUCACCAGCUUCCCGAUCACCAUCCCCAGGAUCGGCAUUGCCAGUAUGAUCCCAGGGCAGCUCCUCCUCCCCAUCCCAAACGGCACGAACCGGAAAUCCACUCUGCCUCCAGCCACCGCUGCAUCCGUCUCCCCUUCCUCCUCCAAGAACCUCUCCGGCCGAAACUCCUCCGGUUUCUUCCACCACGCCGGGUUGUUGGCCAGCCACCACGCGUUCACCACCACCUUCGACUCCUUGGGAAUCGUGUAGCCACCGAGCUGGGCCUCCUCGAGGUUCAUGUGCGGGACCAGAAGUGGGAUCGGAGUGUGCAGCCGGAGCGUCUCCUUCACCACUGCUUGCAGGUACGGGAGGUCCCGGAGGCUGGAUUCGGUUACCGGGUUGCCGUUGAGGACGCCGGAGAUUUCUUGCCGGAUUUUGUGCUGGACCUGUGGGUGGUUCACUAGCUCGGCGAUCGCCCACUCCAUGGACCAGAGGGUGGUUUCGAUGGCGGCGACGUUGAUGUUCUCCACGAUGUAGAGCACGUUGGCUUCGCUGAUCUCGCCCUUCCUCUCCGCGUCGAUUAUGUGGUCCAUGGCGCAGUGGUUGUUGAAGAAAGCCAGCCGCCGCCGCUGCAAAUCCCUGCACUUAUUCAAAUACCCCCUCAAGAACGGCCGCAACAGGGGAAUGAAAUCGCCAUAGUUAUACUCGAAGCUCUGCGCCAGCCGACUCCUCUCCGAAUUAAACCUCGUCGCCUCCACGAACAGAGGAUCAUCCACCGACUCGAACCCAACACCAAACAUCAUCCUGUACAUUAUGUUAUACAGCAUCAGCUGCAGCCUCCUCCUCACCACAAUCCCUUCUCCUCCCUGCUUCCCCAAAUCGCGGACCACGGAAUCCAUCUCCUCCUCCCACAUCCCGCUGUAGCUCUGCACGACCCUGUUGGUGAAGAAGGGCAGGGUCAUGAUCCGCCGCAUCUUCCGCCAGUGGUCGCCGUAGACGGUGAACACCAUGUCCUGGCCGUUCCCCGUGAAGAUGUCGAACACCACGUUGCGGGGUCGGGACCCGAACUCGACCCCUUGGGCGUGGAGGACCUGGUGGGCGAGUUUCGGGUCCGAGACGGCGACGAGGUUCUUGGAGCCGAGCUUGAGGAGGAAGACGGGGCCGUGGGUGAGGGAGAGGGAGGCGAGGAGGCGGUGGUUGAUGUCGUUGCCGAGGUGGAGCCAGUUGCCGAAGAUUGGGAUGGAUGGAGGGCCGGGAGGGAGGUUUUUGUUGUUGUUGUUGGAAUUGUGGUGGAAGAUCAAGAUUGUGGUGGUGAUGAGAGGGAUGGUGAGGAGAAGGGAAGGAAUGGUGGGAAGGAAGAGGAUUGCUAUGGGGAGUAGAAGGAGGAGGAGGAGGAGGAGGAUUGGUUUGGUGGAUUUCUUCAUGUUGUUUUUGAGAAGUGGAAGGUGAGAGUUUGUAUUGAGUUUUGGUAGGGGAAAAUGGAGGGAAGUUUAUAUAUAAGGGAGGAGAUGGUGGAAAUGGAAAGAGGGUUUUGGGGUAGGUGUGGAUGGCAAAUGGUUUUUGGUAACAUGUCUAUGGGCUAGGCUUUUGAGUAUGGUUGUUUUGUUUGCUUGAAAGAAUAUCCACAAAUUUUGAGAGAGUUAUAGCAUGCUUGAAAGAUUCUACCUCAGCCUAGGAGUUUGACUAAUAAUGAGGUGGGAAUUAGGGAUGAUAAAAGAAUAUCCACAAAUUUUGAGAGAGUUAUAGCAUGCUUUUAUUUAAGUUUGGGUCUAAAUUAGAUUCAUUAUAUUGAUAAG